Messenger RNA from Suricata suricatta (meerkat), 2331 nucleotides. It is a transcript of the gene TMEM127, whose product is annotated as transmembrane protein 127. The record is from RefSeq and is a predicted model, not a curated record. Gene Ontology annotation, cellular component: membrane. Bases 328 to 1044 code for a protein of 238 amino acids. Gene Ontology annotation, biological process: negative regulation of cell population proliferation; negative regulation of TOR signaling. The transcript is spliced from 4 exons. Lineage: Eukaryota; Metazoa; Chordata; Mammalia; Carnivora; Herpestidae.
GGAGGAGGCGGAGACAGAGGGGGAGGAAGCCGGAAGUGGAUCGGGCCCGGGUCGGUCCGGGCGUUGCGGGUUUGGGGCCAGGGAUCGCUCGGCCCCUGGCAACUGCGGAGCCCGUGACAGAACGGAGCGGCGUCAUACCGGCCCUGAGGCCUGCUGACCGGUCCCACCCCCUAUUCUCGAGUGUGGGCCCUGACAGCGCUGCGCCAGCCUCUCUUUCCGUGAACCCAGCACCUCGCUCUCCUCCCCGGGACAGGCAGGCUCAGCGCGCCCUGCGGAGGUCCGCGGCGACCAGCAGCGACCGCGGAGCGACGGCGGGCGGCCCCGGGCAUGUACGCCCCCGGAGGCGCAGGGCUGCCCGGCGGGCGCCGGCGGAGGAGCCCUGGAGGCAGCGCUCUGCCCAAGCAGCCGGAGCGUAGUCUGGCCUCGGCUCUGCCGGGUGCCCUGUCCAUCACGGCGCUGUGCACUGCCCUUGCGGAGCCUGCCUGGCUGCACAUCCACGGUGGCACCUGUUCCCGCCAGGAGCUGGGGGUCUCCGACGUGCUGGGCUACGUGCACCCGGACCUGCUGAAAGAUUUCUGCAUGAAUCCCCAGACAGUACUGCUCCUGCGGGUCAUUGCUGCCUUCUGCUUCCUGGGCAUCCUGUGUAGUCUCUCUGCGUUCCUCCUAGAUGUCUUUGGGCCCAAGCAUCCAGCUCUGAAGAUCACCCGUCGUUAUGCCUUCGCCCACAUCCUUACAGUCCUGCAGUGUGCCACCGUCAUCGGCUUUUCCUACUGGGCUUCCGAACUCAUCCUGGCCCAGCAGCAGCAACACAAGAAGUACCACGGCUCUCAGGUCUACGUCACCUUUGCUGUUAGUUUCUACCUGGUGGCAGGAGCCGGUGGAGCCUCCAUCCUGGCCACAGCAGCCAACCUCCUGCGCCACUACCCCACGGAGGAGGAGGAGCAGGCCCUGGAGCUGCUCUCCGAGAUGGAGGAGAAUGAGCCUUACCCAGCAGAGUAUGAGGUUAUCAACCAAUUCCAGCCGCCCCCAGCCUACACACCCUAGUGCCGGCCGAGGGCUUUCUUCCGCAGCAGCCCCUCCCCGCUCUGCAGCGCCUCUCACCCCCAGAGGAGCUCCUGUCCCUAGCAGGCCUCACUGGUAGGAUCCUGACCAUUUCACCAAACCUUCCCAGGAGAGACUCUGCCUUUAGGGUUGUUCAUGUAUCCCUGUUCUCAAAACCUGGGAUUUACAGAUUUUAUAUAAUGCACUGUUUCCCCUCUUGUCACCUUCCUGUCCCUUGAAGGUCACUAGUCAUUACCAACCAGGGAUGGUCAUACAACUUUUCUCCCUUCAUGGGCCAUAUCUUUGAAACUGGGACUUCCCAUGGGGAGCCGCUGAUAGUGGGCAGUCCCAGCUAGAAGUGUCAGCAGGUACUGUGGGAAAGGGGGCUGUGCCCUGCAGGCUUCAUCACAGUCCAUGUUUGUCCCACAGCUGUAGCCCUGGACUGACCCCACGCCCCAUUCCUUCUUGGAGGGCCCCAGUACUGGGCGCCCACUCCAUGGAAUUCUCUGCACUUUAGUCUUUGGACUUCCCAUUACGUGUAUUUUGGUUUUAUGGGAAGAAGGAAUUGCUGUCGGUAAGCAGAGCCAGCGCUCUCCCUGCUCUGCCCUUGCUUGGGUGACUGGAGCCCAGGCAAGGAGAGCAGGAGCUGGUGUGGGCCUGAGGCCCCCUGCCCCCCAGAAAGGAUCAGAGUGAGGGGGACCAACUCUCCUAGCCCCUUCACCUUUUAAACCGUGAGUGGUUUUAGAAGGAAAAAGCAAAACCAACCAACAGCAACAAUAUUCUUUUUAAACUAGCGACAAGACUGUGGUCGUGUCUUCAGAUACGUAUCCCAUUCCCUGCGGCUCCACAGUGUUUGGGGCCGCAGUCCUCCCGAGUAGUUCCUCCCUGUACCUCUCCCAGCAGAAUGCAGCCUCUUCCCUUGCUCCCUCCCCUGCAGUGACCUGGCUCCUGGGCCCUUCCUGUGCCACCCAGAGCCCUGGCAGCCCCCGACGGGCUGAGGACUGUGGCCUGGCUGGCCGGCCAGCGUGGUGCUCCUCAGGACUGUGGCACUGAGAUGUAACCUGGCCUCCGUGCAGGAACAGGGGCCACAGCAGGGCAGGAAACCCUCCACUUUCCACAUAGGAACCACAGCCAGUGGGGUCCCGUUGCGUGAGGUGUCAGAACCACCCUGUCAGACGAGCAGACCUGGCUGUGUCCUUCAGGCUCAGUGUGUCCCCUAGACUGUGACAUGGGGCAACAGCUUGCUGCAUGCCCCCUCAUCCCUUCUUGAAUGUACUCUGUCUGGUCUUG